AUGGAAAGACGACAGCGCAAGGUUGCUGCCGCCAGUGGUGGCAGUAGUACCGUGUCCAAAGGUUUUGUAUGCAGUUUUUCGGGUUGUGAAAAACGGUUCACACGGGCCGAGCAUCUUCAGAGGCACUCUCUGAACCAUACCCCCGGCAGUGCCACCUGCCCCCGGUGCCGUGCCCACUUCAAGCGACCGGACCUACUCGAGCGACAUUUGAACCGACAUCGUCAACGAGACGAGGAAGCCGGAGGAGCAGGCCACGGAGUUCUCAAUACUCGCAAACGUCUCUGGAAAGCCCCUGAUGGCAGUGUGGUGCAAAAUCGGCCAUUAGUAGACCUGUCAGAAGACUGUCGGUCUCCAAAACCGCCGUCAGACCAAGGUCGUUCGGAAAGCGAGGAAUCUGGUCCUCAUGGUAAUAUCCACGUGGACCAUCCAAUUUCACCUCCCACGUCCGAAGAUCACUCCGAUCUUGCACCACAUCAAGAUUUUCAGGACGACCAGUAUGCAAGUUCCUACAUGCCACUGGAUGGGAGUUCAUGGUCAUUUACUGGAGCGGAGUCUUUAGAUCCGACUCUGAAUAUCAACCCCGAUGAUAGCUUCUUCCUAGAUCCAGGGCUAUUUCCUCCACCAGCGUCUGCAUCGUCAUCUCAACAAUCCAGUCAACUCUACGAUGACUUCUUUCAGCCCGAUACUGCCAGCUCAUUUAAUAUGCCAUAUACGACAGCGGCGAAUUACAAUUGGCUAUUUGAUCAAAGCAGUUUGAUAGGCGUCAUAACAGAAUCGCAAGCGAUCAGUAGCACUGCCGGAGCUGGCUUUGGAUUGCACAGCGGCUUAGCAGAACCAAUGGAUACCCAAGUCAGUCCACAGAGUGCAGCUGCAAUAACUUCGGCACAAGGACCGGAAGACAACGUGUCUCACGAGCCAGUCCCUAUCACCCCUUCAGUAACGCCGCAACAGAGGCGGCAUUCAUCAAGACCUUGUGUACACUUAAAUCCAGCACCCGCGGGGGAUAUUACAAGCACACAACCAGACGAGCCGGUGGCUUUUUGCCUCCCGGUGCAGGUGCCUGCAGGCUACGAUCUAGAGAGACCACUGUCUACGCUGAAAUCUGUCCCACGUUUUCCAACAAUAUCUGACGAGGUUCGAGGACACAUAUUAGAGGCUGUCGAGGCGGUUCAGCCUGUCUUACCAACUGGACAGCUGAGAGCCUGGGAGGACCCUCUCUUAUCCCUCUCUUGCCUCCAGGACUAUCUCGACCUUUUCUUCACGAGAUUUAAUACGGCGUAUCCCCUGAUCCACUCGGCAACCUUUGAACCCAGCCGAACAGAGCCUCUCCUGGUACUGGCAAUACUCUUACUGGGAGCUACAUACUCGAGUCGCGAGGCUCACCAACUUGCAGUCUGCAUUCACGAUGUUAUUCGACCUCAAAUAUUUGCGCACGCGGGAUUCAGCCCCAAACCUGAGCUCUGGGUCUUACAAACAAUCCUCCUUGUAGAGUGUUUUGGUAAAUCGCGGGCGGGACAGAAGCAGCAUGAUAUGAGUCAUCUGUUCCACGGAUUACUUAUUAACCUCAUUCGCCGGUCGGAUUGCCAAUCUAUUCAGUCGGCAUCCAUUUCAGAUGGAAACUCAGACAAGAACGAUCUUGGAAAUGCGUGGCGCCAAUGGGCCAAGUCUGAAGAAAAGAAACGUCUGGCCUUCCUCUGCUUCAUGUGGGAUACGCAGCAUGCUGUUCUUUUCUGCCAGAGCCUUUGCAUGUCUGCAUUCGAGCUGCGCCUAUCGAUGCCGUGUGGACAGGCGCUCUGGGAGGCUGAGGACGAGUCAGACUGGGAACGCAGAAUGACUUCCGAGAAACAGCCAGAACUUUCGUUCUUAGCUGCUUUGAAGACGUACCUAAUCGAACCCAACAACGCACGACCGCGUAACUUCAAUGCGUUAUCCCGCAUCCUUCUACUCCAUGGCCUAAUGUCAAUCUCUUGGGACAUGGAACGGCGAGACCAGACGGCCCUUGGGGCUGCUAGCUUUGUGGACGGUGUCAACUGGAGGCACCGCCUGGGCGAUGCGUAUGAUUUGUGGAAAACGGAUUUCGAUGCGUAUUGCUCGGAAAUCGUGAUCAAGCAACGACGAAUGCAGCAACAAGGUUCUACGGAGUCCGAGAUAGACUGGAGUACAAGACGCCAACAGUUUUCCACCUUUGCCACGGCGUAUCUGGCAGUGUACCACGCCUCUCAGAUCCACUUGAACUCGUCCUUCCUGGACGUGCAGAUUUAUGCUGGAGCGAGACACAUUCUUGGCCGACCAGUUUAUCGUAAUGACUAUGUGCGCUCAGAGCGGACUGUCAAGCGCUGGGCUAGUGGAAAUGACAUGGUGGAGCCUGAUUCAAGAGACGGGUCAUCCGGUGUUAGUGCAAGAACGCCAAUGAGUGCCACGAAAGCUGCCUUUCAUGCUGCAAGUGCUCUGCAUGAAGCGUCGAAUAACCUCGAUGAUUUUGAUAGCAUGGGACUUUUCCAUGUUCCAUGGUGCUUGUACCUGUCAACUCUUACCUUGUGGGCAUUUCAUCACGCGCGGCCUGCCACCCCUGCGAGCAUCGAGAGUGAAGAUAGUGAAAUGGUAUGGGAUGCUCGGAAAGAAAUGCAGGAGCUGUUGUUAAAUAUGGUUCACGUCAAGUCGUAUACAUCGUAUACAAGCUUGGCCAGGCAAACCACAGGAGGUCUUGUGUGGGUAAUGGCUGAUGUUCUUAGCAAGGUGCGGUGGGGCAUCAUCCACUCAGGGGUUCUAGUAUUGAGGGCCCUCAUUCCUAUGCGGCUGAUAUCCCAGUAUGAGGUAUCUUAA
Messenger RNA from Neoarthrinium moseri, 2823 nucleotides. RefSeq lists its product as uncharacterized. The transcript has 2 exons. Gene Ontology annotation, cellular component: chromatin. Bases 1 to 2823 code for a protein of 940 amino acids. The record is from RefSeq and is a predicted model, not a curated record. Gene Ontology annotation, biological process: DNA-templated transcription; regulation of transcription by RNA polymerase II. Gene Ontology annotation, molecular function: DNA-binding transcription factor activity, RNA polymerase II-specific; RNA polymerase II cis-regulatory region sequence-specific DNA binding; zinc ion binding. Lineage: Eukaryota; Fungi; Ascomycota; Sordariomycetes; Amphisphaeriales; Apiosporaceae.